Molecule: messenger RNA, 7192 nt
Organism: Mangifera indica (mango)
Lineage: Eukaryota; Viridiplantae; Streptophyta; Magnoliopsida; Sapindales; Anacardiaceae
Biological process (GO): defense response; signal transduction
Molecular function (GO): ADP binding
Source: RefSeq, a predicted model, not a curated record
AUGUCGGUCACUCUAAUAAUUUCCUGAGAAAAAGCAAAGAAAUUGAACCCAGGAAAAAACAUAUACAAAUAAACUUGUAACUCUGUGAGAAGAAAUAGUCUUGUUGCUUCAAUUAACUGCGAUGGCUUCUUCUUCUUCUUCUUCUCAAGUGAAGUAUGAUGUUUUCCUCAGUUUCAGAGGUGAGGACACUCGAGACAAUUUUACCAGCCACCUCAAUGCAGCUUUGUGUCGGAGAAAGAUUGUUACUUUCAUCGAUGAUCAACUUGUAAGAGGAGAUGGGAUUUCACCAUCUCUUUUGAAUGCGAUUAGUGGAUCAAAGAUUUCAAUCAUCAUUUUCUCGAAAGGUUAUGCUUCUUCUACAUGGUGCCUCCAAGAACUUGUUGAGAUCCUCAAUUGCAAGAGAAUGUACGGUCAGAUUGUGAUUCCAGUGUUCUAUCAUGUAGAUCCAUCAGAUGUAAGGAAGCAAACAGGGACUUAUGGAGAUGCAUUUGGCGAGCAUGAAGUAAGAUAUAUGGAGAAAAAAGAGAUGUUGCAGAGAUGGAGGAAUGCUUUGACGGAAGCAGCCAAUCUAUCUGGCUUUGAUUCAAAUUCCAUCAGGCCUGAAUCGAAACUUGUUGACACAAUUACUGAAUGUAUUUUGGAGAGUUUGAAUGAUAAGUCUUAUAGCGAUAAUAAGAACUUGGUUGGAGUAGCAAUGAAGAUCCAGAAAAUUAAAUCUUUAUUGUCUGAUCAGUCAAGUAAAGUAUGCAAGGUAGGACUUUGGGGUAUGGGUGGCAUAGGCAAGACGACUCUUGCUGAAGCAGUCUUCAAGGAAAUCUCAAGUCAAUUUGAAGCUUCGUAUUUUGCUCGAAAUGUUAGGGAAGCAUCAAAUAUAAAUCAACUGCGUCGUUUGCAAAAAGAAUUUCUUUAUGCAAUAUUAGGGGAUAAACACCUUGAUAUAAGACACACAUCCACAAAAGAAAGGCUUGGACGUAAAAGAGUUUUUACUGUUUUUGAUGAUGUGACAGAUUCAAAACAAAUAAAAGAAUUAAUUGAAGAUCCUGAAGACUUGGGUUUUGGAAGUCAAAUCAUUAUAACCACAAGGAAUAAACAAGUGCUAAAAAUUUGUGGAUUGGAUGAUUCUACCAUAUAUGAGGUUGAAGGAUUAGUUAGUGACAAAUCUCUUAGACUUUUUAAACAACAUACCUUCAAACAAAACCAUCCAAUUGAUGAAGUUUACUUGAAGCUUUCAAAAAAAGUUAUAAGUUAUACAAAAGGUUUGCCUUUAGCUCUCGAAGUUUUAGGUAACCAUCUCCUUGGUAGAGGAAAACUUGAAUGGGAUAGUGCACUAGAAGAUUUACAAAAAUCUCCGUAUGAGGGUAUCCAAAAGGUGCUUAAGAUCAGUUAUGAUGGAUUAUCUGAUAAAGAGAAGACUUUAUUUUUAGAUAUUGCAUGCUUCUUUAAAGGAUGUGAUAAAUAUCUAGUUGGUACAUUCAGUUCACAUAAUCGAAUAUGUGUUCUUGUUGAUAAAGCUCUUAUAUCUAUUCUAUUUACCACAAUAGAAAUGCAUGAUUUGAUUCAACAGAUGGGUUGGGAAAUUGUCCGACAAGAGCCAAUCACUAAACUUGGCCAAUGCAGUCGAUUGUGGCAUCAUGAAGAUGUAGAUUGUGUAUUGGAAAAAAAUCUGGGACAUGACAAAGUGAGAGGUAUGCUCUUUGAAAUGGCUGAAAUGAGAGAGAUCCACUUAAAUCCUCAUGCUUUCUCAGAGAUGGCUAAUCUAAGACUCCUUAUAGUAAAUAACUCAUAUUGGGGAUGCAAUAAUAAAGUUCAUGGUUUUGACAACAUUGAAUUUGAUUUCUCGGAGUUAGAAUGCCUCUGUUGGGAUUAUUACCCCUUCCCAUCGUUGCCUUUGAAAUUUGAUCUUGAUAACCUUGUUGUACUUAAGAUGCAAAGCAAUAAUCUUAAACAACUAUGGACGGGGAUACAAAAUCUUCCUCGUUUAAAAUACAUUGACCUAAGUCGCUCAAGACAUCUACUUGAAGUCCCAGACCUUUCAAAGGCUUCAAAUCUAGAGCGGUUGAUUCUAAGAAGUUGCCAAAGCCUUGUCAAUCUUCCAAUUAGCAUUCAAUCAAGGUCUUUAAGAGAUGUUUUUCUCUCUGGCUGCUCUAAUCUCAACACUGGUCCAAGGAUAUUAGGUAAUAUGGAAAGAUUGUGUUUGGAAGGAACUGGAAUAAAAACCUUAUCGUCUUCCAUAGAAAGCCCAUGCAGACUAGUUGAACUGAAUCUUAAAAACUGCUUAAGCCUUGAAAGUCUUCCAAGUAGCCUUUGUAAUUUGACAUCUCUUCGAAAGCUUGAUCUCUCUGAUUUGUUUAAUCUAAAGAUGGUUCCAGAGUUCCCACCCAAGAUCCUAGAGUUGGAUUUACAUGGAACUGCAAUAAAAGAAUUGUCUUCAUCGAUUGGGAAAGUAUCAUCUCUGAAAACAUUAAGUCUUACAUAUUGUUCAAGCCUUGAAAGUCUUAAGCACCUUUGCAAUUUGACAUCUCUUCGAAAGCUUGAUCUCUUUGGUUCGUCAAAUCUAAAGAUAUUUCCAGAGUUUCCACCCGAGAUCCUAGAGUUGUAUUUAGAUGGAACUGCAAUAAAAGAAUUGUCUUCAUCGAUUGGGAAAGUAUCAUAUCUGAAAACAUUAAGUCUUAGAAAUUGUUCAAGCCUUGAAAGUCUUCCAAGCAGCCUUUGUAAAUUGACAUCUCUUCAAAAGCUUGAUCUCUCUGGUUCGUCAAAUCUAAAGAUGGUGUUAGAGUUCCCACCUGAGAUCCUAGAGUUGUAUUUAGAUGGAACUGCAGUAAAAGAAUUGUCUUCAUCGAUUGGGAAAGUAUCAUCUCUAAUAACAUUAAGUCUUAGAAAUUGUUUAAGCCUUGAAAGUCUUCCAAGCAGCCUUUGUAAUUUGACAUCUCUUCGAAGGCUUGAUUUCUCUGGUUCGUCAAAUCUAAAGAUGGUUUCAGAGUUCCCACCUAAGAUCCUAGGGUUGUAUUUCGAUAGAACUGCAGUAAAAGAAUUGUCUUCAUCGAUUGGGAAAGUACCAUCUCUGAUAACAUUAAGUCUUAGAAAUUGUUCAAGCCUUGAAAGUCUUCCAAGCAGCCUUUGUAAUUUGACAUCUCUUCGAAAGCUUGAUCUCUCUGGUUCGUCAAAUCUAAAGAUGGUUUCAGAGUUCCCACCUGAGAUCCCAGAGUUGUAUUUAGAUGGAAUUGCAAUAAAAGAAUUGUCUUCAUCGAUUGGGAAAGUAUCAUCUCUGAAAACAUUAAGUCUUAGAAAUUGUUCAAGCCUUGAAAGUCUUCCAAGCAGCCUUUGCAAUUUGACAUCUCUUCGAAAGCUUAAUCUCUUUGGUUCGUCAAAUCUAAAGAUGAUUCCAGAAUUCCCACCUGAGAUCCCAGAGUUGUAUUUAGAUGGAAGUGCAAUAAAAGAAUUGUCUUCAUCGAUUGGGAAAGUAUCUCUAAUAACAUUAAGUCUUAGAAAUUGUUUAAGCCUUGAAAGUCUUCCAAGCAGCCUUUGUAAUUUGACAUCUCUUCGAAGGCUUGAUUUCUCUGGUUCGUCAAAUCUAAAGAUGGUUUCAGAGUUCCCACCUGAGAUCCUAGAGUUGUAUUUAGAUGAAACUGCAGUAAAAGAAUUGUCUUCAUCGAUUGGGAAAGUAUCAUCUCUGAUAACAUUAAGUCUUAGAAAUUGUUUAAGCUUUGAAAGUCUUCCAAGCAGCCUUUGUAAUUUGACAUCUCUUCGAAGGCUUGAUUUCUCUGGUUCGUCAAAUCUAAAGAUGGUUUCAGAGUUCCCACCUGAGAUCCUAGGGUUGUAUUUCGAUAGAACUGCAGUAAAAGAAUUGUCUUCAUCGAUUGGGAAAGUACCAUCUCUGAUAACAUUAAGUCUUAGAAAUUGUUCAAGCCUUAAAAGUCUUCCAAGCAGCCUUUGUAAUUUGACAUCUCUUCGAAAGCUUGAUCUCUUUGGUUCGUCAAAUCUAAAGAUGGUUUCAGAGUUCCCACUUGAGAUCCCAGAGUUGUAUUUAGAUGGAAGUGCAAUAAAAGAAUUGUCUUCAUCGAUUGGGAAAGUAUCAUAUCUGAAAACAUUAAGUCUUAGAAAUUGUUCAAGCCUUGAAAGUCUUCCAAGCAGCCUUUGCAAUUUGACAUCUCUUCGAAAGCUUAAUCUCUUUGGUUUGUCAAAUCUAAAGAUGAUUCCAGAGUUCCCACCUGAGAUCCCAGAGUUGUAUUUAGAUGGAACUGCAAUAAAAGAAUUGUCUUCAUCGAUUGGGAAAGUAUCAUCUCUGAAAACAUUAAGUCUUAGAAAUUGUUCAAGCCUUGAAAGUCUUCCAAGCAGCCUUUGUAAAUUGACAUCUCUUCAAAAGCUUAAUCUCUCUGGUUCGUCAAAUCUAAAGAUGGUUUCAGAGUUCCCACCUGAGAUCCUAGAGUUGUAUUUAGAUGGAACUGCAGUAAAAGAAUUGUCUUCAUCGAUUGGGAAAGUAUCAUCUCUGAUAAAAUUAAGUCUUAGAAAUUGUUCAAGCCUUGAAAGUCUUCCAAGCAGCCUUUGUAAUUUGACAUCUCUUCGAAAGCUUGAUCUCUCUGGUUCGUCAAAUCUAAAAAUGGUUCCAGAGUUCCCACCUGAGAUCCCAGAGUUGUAUUUAGAUGGAAGUGCAAUAAAAGAAUUGUCUUCAUCGAUUGGGAAAGUAUCAUCUCUGAAAACAUUAAGUCUUAGAAAUUGUUCAAGCCUUGAAAGUCUUCCAAGCAGCCUUUGCAAUUUGACAUCUCUUCGAAAGCUUGUUCUCUCUGGUUUGUCAAAUCUAAAGAUGAUUCCAGAGUUCCCACCUAAGAUCCUAGAGUUGUAUUUAGAUGAAACUGCAGUAAAAGAAUUGUCUUCAUCGAUUGGGAAAGUAUCAUCUCUGAUAAAAUUAAGUCUUAGAAAUUGUUCAAGCCUUGAAAGUCUUCCAAGCAGCCUUUGUAAUUUGACAUCUCUUCGACAGCUUGAUCUCUCUGGUUUGUCAAAUCUAAAGAUGGUUCCAGAGUUCCCACCUGAGAUCCUAGAGUUGUAUUUAGAUGGAACUGCCGUAAAAGAAUUGUCUUCAUCGAUUGGGAAAGUAUCAUCUCUGAUAAGAUUAAGUCUUAGUAAUUGUUCAAGCCUUGAAAGUCUUCCAAGCAGCCUUUGUAAUUUGACAUCUCUUCGACAGCUUGAUCUCUUUGGUUUAUCAAAUCUAAAGAUGGUGCCAGAGUUCCCACCUGAGAUCCUAGAGUUGUAUUUAGAUGGAACUGCAGUAGAAGAAUUGUCUUCAUCGAUUGGGAAAGUAUCAUCUCUGAUAAGAUUAAGUCUUAGAAAUUGUUCAAGCCUUGAAAGUCUUCCAAACACCAUUGAUAAGUUGAAAUCUCUGAAAUAUCUUUAUAUGUCGGGUUGUUCAAAACUUGAAAGAUUGCCUGAUGACUUGGGAAAGUUAGAGAGCUUGGAAGUAAUUGAAGCUAGUGGAAUUACUGUUAAAGAGCUACCUUCAGUUAUGGCUGUUCUAUCAGCUUUGCAAUUUUUAAAGAGAUUAGAGUUGAAUUACUGCAGUAUUACAGAGUUACCCAAUAAUAUUGACAAUCUGCUCUUACUCGUAGAUCUAGAAUUGGAAGGAAACAAUUUUGAGAGCAUCCCGACAAACAUCAUGAACCUUUCCAAGUUACAAAGCCUUAACAUAAGGUUUUGUGAUAGGCUUCAAUCCUUACCAAAGCUUCCACGCAAUAUAAAAGAACUUCUAGCAGAUGGUUGCAAAUUGCUGAAAGAAUUAUCAGGUUUUACAAAUCUAAUAACUCCAAGACCUGAUAGAAGGACACUGAGCUUGUUCAAUUGUGUCAGUCUGGAUUGGGACGCAAUCAGAAACAUUUUGAGUGAUUCUAUAUUGGAUACGUACUCAAGUAAAAUUAACCAUUUCGCAUAUAAGGUAACUCCCCAGCGAGAAGUUGAAAUUUGUUACCCUGGAAGUGACAUUCCGGAAUGGUUUAACAUUCAAAGUAGUGGAUCAGUUAUUAAGUUACCACAAGGUUCAUUCAAUGAGAAGGUUCUGGGUCUUGCCUUUUGUUUCAUUGUUGAAGUUGAAGAUAAUUGUGAUGAGUGUAAUUUCUUUGGUGUUGGUUCUACGUUGCGACUGAGUCGCCCUGGUGUGGACAGAAUGUCUAGUGAACAGACGUAUCUUUUGACCAAGUGUAUUAAGUCAGAUCAUGUAUUAGUGAUAUAUGACCGCAUUAUAUUGGAUAUAUUUGGGACAGGAGAUUUUAAAUUCGCUUGUGAUACCAAAGCCGUUAUCUCUUUCCAUCCCUUAGAUAGUUUAGAAUUUACAGAGACAAAUUGGAUAAAAAAAAUAAAGAAGUGUGGGGUUCGUUUAUUGUUCACUGAAGAGUUGGAGGAAACUAUGAAAAGAUCAGGAUGUUCCAUCCAUGGUGAAGAAGAUGGAUUUAAAUCUUCAAAUUUCUAUAAAGGCGAAUCCAGCUCAAGACAAUCGGGGCCUUCCAUGGUCAGCCAACCUCUACCGGACUGCAUGACUGAAAAAGGGGAAUUGGAGCCUCUGCCCAGGGAAGUGCUCAAGCACAGGUAUACUGGCAAUGGUGAGCUGGAGGUUUUUGUUGCCUGGAAAAAUUUACCAGAAUUUAAGAAUUCGUGGGAGCAAUACACUGCCUUCAAACAAGCUUUCCCACAAUUCUACCUUGAGGAUAAGGUGCCACUCGACAGGAGGGGAAAUGUUAGGUCUAGAAUUUAUGUAUCACGCAAGUGGAAGAGAGACCAAAUGAAGGGUACACCUAGCGACUUGGAGUUAAAGCAAGAGGCAGAAUUUGCGGGAGAUUUUAGGUUUGGAACUUAUGUAUCACGCAAGAGGAAGAGAGCCCAAAUGAAGGCACACCUGGAGGAAUCAUAUCGGCUAUCAAAAAUGCUGGAGAGGAGUGGCUUGAAGCUGGUUGUUGGAAACAAACACAAAAGGAGAGGUGUUAGUCCUGGAGGAGGGAGCAAGCAGAAUUAAGGAAAAGUAGGAGUACAAGGGGAGAGACUAGACCUCUCGAAAGCCUAGAGUUCAGUUACUUUGCUUAUUGCCGUUUCUGGCUAUUUUUUGCAUUUUGUAAGAAGAAACAGAUCAUGAGUUCAUGUAAUUACUAAAAUUGGUGAUUUGACUUUGUAAUGCACUUCCAGUUAAUGAAGAAGAAUAUCUCUUUUUUUCUUA